Messenger RNA from Drosophila mojavensis, 1456 nucleotides. Its product is annotated as peritrophin-48. Bases 98 to 1342 code for a protein of 414 amino acids. Lineage: Eukaryota; Metazoa; Arthropoda; Insecta; Diptera; Drosophilidae. Gene Ontology annotation, cellular component: extracellular region. The record is from RefSeq and is a predicted model, not a curated record. Gene Ontology annotation, molecular function: chitin binding. The transcript is spliced from 3 exons.
ACUAUAAAAGCCAGCGGUGCUUGAGAAAGUUCAGUCAGUGUUCACUUAAACAUUUCAGUAUUAAGUAUAACGACCUUUAGCUCAGUCUUUGAAUAGGAUGUCUGGCAUUUAUCUAUUGGCAUGUAUCCUGUGCCUGGCCGUUGGCAGCAGCCUCGGCGUGAUCCUGGAGGGCAACUACAAUGUGACCUCGGUGUGCACACUGGUCAAGGCGGGCACACAGCUGGGCAGCAUUGAGUCGUGCGACUAUUAUUAUGUGUGCACCCCGAACGGACCCGUGCAGACCUAUUGCCAGGCGGGCUACGCGUAUGACUAUAAGGCGCAAACCUGUAGCCCAUCGUCUCAGGUGCAGUGCUACUACGGCGUGCAAGAGCCCUGCUCUGGCAUCACCGAGGGCUGGGUACCAGUUGAAAACACUUGCAAUCAAUGGAUCUACUGCAAAAAUGGUGUAGCCGGCGGACGCGGCUCUUGCGGUGAACUGACCUUCAGUGCGCAGUUGCAGCGAUGCACUGAGGACAAGUGUGAUAUCUUAGCCCAAGGUGACGGAGUGACUCUUAACAACAUCUGCCAGGUGGUGCCACCUAAUAUUUACUUUGGCGACCCCUACAAUUGCACCAAGUACCAGUAUUGCUACCCAGAUGGCACUUACGCAUCCGGUACCUGCACCACGAGUGCUUUCAUUGUAUCAUCUCAACGUUGCGGGUAUGAUACAAACGGCGCCUGCGAUCGAAUUCAACAAGGAGGAGUGUCCGAAUCAUGCGACACUGUCGGUAAAGCCAGGAGCGAUCCGAAUGUGUGCGGCAGCUAUCAGGUUUGCAAUGGAAAAACCUUUGAGCUGAAGAACUGUCCCAGUGGCCAGUACUUUGAUGUUAAGACAAGCACCUGCUUGCCUCGUCAGUCGGCAGUAACAGAUCCGAGCUGCAAUCGUUGCCAGUACGCGACCACACAGUUUGUGAAUGCUAUCAGCAAUGAUAAUUGCAAUACUUACUACCACUGCAACAAUGGCGUCAAUGGCAACGUUACAAGUUGCCCAGCAGAUUACUUCUUCAACGAACUUCAGCAGGGCUGUGUCCCAUAUGCUGGUCUGCAAAACUAUGGAUCCGUCUAUCCUGCUUGCGCUGGCGCCACAGCUCCAGCGACAACCGCUGCACCGUCAACAACCGAUCCAAAUGCCACAACCGAUCCCAAUGCCACAACCGAUCCCAAUGCCACAACCGAUCCCAAUGCCACAACCGAUCCCAAUGCCACAACCGAUCCAAAUGCCACAACCGAUCCAAAUGCCACAACCGAUCCCAAUGCCACAACCGAUCCAAAUGCGACAACUGCAACAACAAUCGAAGAAUAGCUAAAAAUUGUGACAAACGCUGAGACAACGCUCUGUAUGGAUAUCUUUCAAAUCUUUAGCACUAACCAUAAAUAACUAUCAAAUUAUUUCAAUAAAGCAAGCAAUACAAAAUAA